UUGAAUCCGGAAAGCCUUCGGGGUAGGUUAGUGGAUAAUCCUCUUCCCGAGUGAAUUAUACACAAGUGCUGCGUUGAUCCUUUUUUAGCGUUAUACACAGGGAGCGAAACAAGGCACUUUUUCCCUGUGCAAUCCCAGUCCAACAUCCGAUCUCUACUGUGCGUCGAUAGUUUUAUGUCAUAUGUGUGUGUACUUUCAUUCAAGUCGCUUUUCAAUGGAUCCAGCUUUGUUUUCCUGUCCGUUCCGGGUGAAAACAUGAGUGCCAUUGUAGAAAACCCACUUGUAAUACAUAUGCUUGUAUAAAUCGCAGUUCGCAAAGUAUUCACAAUGAUAUUUGUGAUUUGCAGUAUACCGGCAUAUGAGAUUGUGUACCGAUAUUUUUUUGGCCUGUAACUUAUUUAUACAACUAUCAGCGGCAAUCGGGAUUAUCCAGUGUGAAACCAUAUAACUUAAUCACAUCCAUCUCCGCCUAUAUACGACAGCAUACGCGGCUAGUAUAGCGUGUCUGUAUAAUUCCUCGUCAUCACAAGGCUCAUUUGGGAAAUUUCAUGUAACGAAACGACGGGGAGUUAACUGCUUUCAUAGUGGUUAGCCGUGUGUAGUGCGCGCGGCGCUUGUCCUGCGUGUGCCAGUGUGUGUCGGCAUCUAUCUGAUUCCCAUCGGACGUGAGUGUGUUAUCACCGCAGUUUGUCCGUUAGGGGACCUACUACUGGCAAAAUUAGUCGGCAUUAGGGAUAAGCAUUGGACAAUCUGAACACAAGUUUCCAUUAAGAGAUUUUCUUGGCUUUAUCCCCAAUUUGCUUUUCAAAGAACACCAUCGUCGUCGUCGGUCGGUCGCUCGCCAGUAACCUUACCGGGCUUCUUUCUUAUGGGGUGCAGUGUGCACUGGGCCCGGAAGUGCCAGCACAGCAUGGGCAUGCUGCAACACAUGUAUUUAAGCCUGCUGGUCAAGUGAGCCGUUUUUCCCUAUUACUUAACUGGGAUUGCGCAUUUUCUCCUACUGUUCAUGAUCCCGUCUUGGGGAGUACUCUUGUGCUGGCCAAAGAGGAAUUACUAUCUUGUUGUGGGAUUCUCAAGCACGUUCUCAUGAUCGAGGAUUUUUUUCUCCGUCAGCCGCUACCGACCAAUUUUCCGGAUUAGCCUUCUCCACGAGCAUGUCCCAAGUUUGAUCCGAAAAGAGCUGUCGGAUUGCAACAGAAUGACUUAAACCAGCCGCAAAUGAUAACGAGCAGCCAAAGGAAGUGACAAUGUUCUGUGCAGUCCUCCUCAAUCGGCUCUCCGCAAAGUGUAUCAUUUGCCUAAUGAGCGGAUUUCUCUCUGGUUCCCUAUCUAAUGAAAGCAGCACUAUAUUUUAACGGGCUAAAUCGAACUGGAUUGUGUAGACAAUUUGAAAUGCGAGGCUUCCGGGGUCUUGAUGGAAUGCACUAUAGGGUCUCUCCCGUGCCACAUCGUCUUGCCAUCAUAUCACAGUUAGUGGUCUGCGUCUUACUUACCGUUUGUGGGAAAUGCCUAGCCGAACACUGUCACCAGAGCGAGCUAACGCAAUGUAUGGAGCACGUGAAACCCAUAAUGCAGAAUGCUACAAUAGGGUUCGCAGCUAACGCCGAACAGCUGAACACAGUCUGCAAGUUGUUCAAUCAAGGAAUGGAGUGCAUUGACAGAUUUGUAGCAAAAUGUUUCCAAGAGUCUCAGAGGAUUUUAUUCAAGGAGAAUAUGGCAGGCGUCGAGGAAGUUAUGAAGCGAUUAUGCACUGAUGGCGAAUAUCGUAAAGAGUACCUGCAACAUGCUGAUUGCUUUCGGAGUGUCGCGCCGCAGUAUGAGGAAUGUGGUGGCGCUUUCCGCACUUCAGUUGGAACAAUAAAUCAAAACCGGGCCACCGAAACCCAGGAUAAGCUAUCGCAGAUGUGUGGAGCACUGCAUCGAUUUCUGGAGUGUGCAUAUGGUCUGACAUCUCAACAUUGCGGCGAGAACGGCAAGAGCGCAUCCGAAUUUCUGCGGACGUACACGGAAAAGGCCGUUGGCUCUCUGAUUACAUCAACUUGCAGGAAGUUCCCCGCUGGGAAUAAACUGACCAAUUCGAAUAAUCGCGUUGUGGAGAUUGAUGAGGAGGAUGGAUUGCGCGAGGUCAGCCUGCAGGACGAUCUGACAACCGUCCUCAUCAGCACCACCACGACGAUGCGGCCCACGCGGCCAUCACGGGGCGGCGGUGGUCAGGGAAAAGGCUCGAAAAAGGGCGAAGGUCGUUCGCGGAGUAAGGCCACACCGCCCCAUCGUGGGGCGGGCGUUACACCCGCCGGCAGUCUGCAGGGCACUGCCGCUUCCGGUACCCGUGGCGGUGCAGCAGGUGUACAAAUUGUUACUUCCGGUUUCAAAGUUUUUUUAUUAAUAUGGUGCGCUUUAUGGCAUUUGAGAAUCUUUUCGUCUUGGCCUUUUGGACACGUUUUUUGUUAGAUCCCUUUUGUGGAAACUGGAAUUUAUCUGAUGGUAUUCCCAUUUCCGGUAAAUUUAAGCUAUUCGUGCUGGCGAUUCCGUUAAGUUGUUUGAGAAUGCGAUUUUGCUGUACGAAACCAAAGAAAGAGGCAGUGGA
Messenger RNA from Paramacrobiotus metropolitanus, 2587 nucleotides. RefSeq lists its product as uncharacterized. The record is from RefSeq and is a predicted model, not a curated record. The transcript is spliced from 6 exons. Lineage: Eukaryota; Metazoa; Tardigrada; Eutardigrada; Parachela; Macrobiotidae. Bases 1333 to 2451 code for a protein of 372 amino acids.